GAGACAGAAAGAGAGAAACAGAAUGUGUGCGUGUGUUUGUGUGUGCGACAGAAAAUAGCGCAGAGAAAUCUUUUAAUGGAUUUUUGGGUGCAGCUGCAUUGUUGUCCGUUACGCGCCGGGAGUCUAUUUUUCGCAAAUUAUCAGAUGUGGACGGAAACAACCGAGGUUUAAACCCACCAUAUAGUUGCAGCUAAACAGAGAUAAAGGAGUAUGGACGGCCACAGUCUUAUUCAACACAUUGAACGAGACUCGGAGGCCACCUUAAUGCCUUUUUCGGUUACCGCUGAUUGGCUAGACGAUGGAAACGAGACGACAGAGAAUCAGUUCCAGCAGCCCAACUGGCAGGUGGCCCUCUGGGCUAUAGCGUAUUCCCUAAUCAUCCUGGUGUCCAUCACUGGGAACGUCACAGUGAUCUGGAUUAUCCUCGCUCACAGACGCAUGAGGACAGUAACUAAUUACUUCAUCGUCAACCUGGCCUUUUCUGAUGUUUCCAUGGCAACUUUUAACACACUUUUUAACUUUGUGUAUGCGCUUCACAAUGACUGGUAUUUUGGCCUGGGUUACUGCAGAUUUCAGAACUUCUUUCCCAUCACAGCCAUGUUUUCAUCAAUAUACUCUAUGGCUGCCAUCGCUGUGGACAGGUACAUGGCCAUCAUCCAUCCUCUGAAGCCUCGCCUGUCCUCCACCUCCACAAAAGUUGUGAUUGCCUUGAUUUGGAUUGUUGCGUUCUCACUGGCUUUUCCUCAGUGCUACUACAGUGUGACAAGAUUUUACUACCCCAGGACUGUGUGCAUGGUCGACUGGCCUGAUGAUUAUGGAGGAACACACCAACUAAGUUACCAGUUUGCAGUUAUAUUGCUCAUCUAUUUGCUCCCUCUGCUGGUGAUGCUGGUGACCUACAGUUUAGUUGGCCGAUCACUGUGGGGUGGGCACAUCCCCGGAGAGGCGUCAGACCAUUACCACAGUCAGAUAACAGCCAAGAGAAAGGUGGUGAAGAUGAUGGUAGUUGUGGUUGUGACUUUUGCUCUCUGUUGGCUGCCCUACCAUAUCUACUUUAUUCUGGGAUCAUUUAACAGAGACAUUUAUAAGCAACAUUACAUUCAACAGGUUUAUUUGUCCAUUUUCUGGUUGGCGAUGAGUUCAACAAUGUACAACCCAAUUAUUUACUGCUGUCUAAACCAAAGGUUUCGUGCUGGUUUCCGUCAUGCCUUCUCUUGGUGUCCCUUCAUCAUAGUAUCAGAGGAGGACAAGAUGGAGCUGCAGCACACAAACACCUUCAGAGUCACAGUGACACGGAGCCACCGCAGUGACACUUCUUACACGCACACGUCCAUAAAAAUAAAACACACACAGAGAGAUGCUUGCUUACAGCGGAAAAAAUUCACAUGUAACACACACAACUCACAUUUGGCACAGGAGUUGGUCAAUACAAAAUCCCCAUCUGCCAAGCUUAUGGAGCACAGUCAGUGACUCCUGGAAUGAAUUAUGAUGUGGACAUUCAAGAUGAGACAAAGCCAAUACAAAAAAAAACAAACAAACAAACAAACAAACAAACAAACAAACAAAAAAAACGCAGCCAGUUAAAAAAAGAGGAAGGCCUGCAGACUAUCAGACAGAGCUGAGAGAAGAAAAAAUUCAUACAGAGGUUUUGGAGAGAAGGAUUGCUCAUUAUUCUAUGAAUGCCAAAGCGUUUAUGUUUGUGACAUUACUGUAUAUACUGGACAACAAAUAAGACUGUGGGUUGUGUAGUGAGAUUUGCUGCUAUUAAUAAAGUCUGAAAAUUCAUUAUUUUUUUCAUCACUGAUGCUUAAUUUCUCUAUUUGGCUAUGUUGGUGUUGUCAGAAAAAACUGUUGUUACUGGGUUUCAAAUGUACAGAAUGGAUGAACAGUCCAGUGGCAUCAGCAUCAAGCCUUAACAUUGUUGGCUGUUUUCUUCUUUAAAAAAUAAUCUAGGAGGAAUUUUCCAUUUUAAAUUGUUUCUCUUUUCUAAAUUUCUCAUAAAGCAGUUAUCCAGUUAUCCAGAUGUUCCUGGGUGGAGCAGUGAAAAUCCAUAGUUAAAAUAUUAUCAGCAGUGAGGACAUCCCCUCUUGCUUCUGCCUGAAAAACAUUAUUAUGAAAACCUUUUUCAUUUUUUAAUUUGUUUUAAAUGUGAUAAAAUUAGCCACAAAUGUGCUGGAUGGCCUCAACGUGGUUUUCAUCUGAUUAGCAUGUAUCCGUCACUGUUGGUUGUUACAUUAACACAUAUUGGUUUCAUGAUGGUCAUUAAUACAGUGUAUUUCUUAUAUGUUGUGAUUUCUUUUGUUUAUACAGGCGGUGUGUGUUCUUUGGUGAGGUUACAAUAGGAUGUACUGUUGAAUAUAUUAAUAUUAAGUAUACUGAUAAAGUGGAAAUGUAAAUUAGUGAUUUGUGAUAAUGUUUUCAACUCUGUAGCCUGUGGGUGUUACAGUUUUAGAACGUUAUAAAAACUAAAGUUCAUUGUAAGUUUUUGACUUGUUAAGCACCCACAGUAACAAUGUGGAAAAUCUGUAUUUGCUUUCAACAGAAAAAUUAUUAUUAUUUUUUUUUUUUUUUUGUGACUUACAUAAGGCCAAUACUCUAUUUAACCAUGUAGCAGUGGUAAUAAAACUUUCAUGCACUA
Melanotaenia boesemani (Boeseman's rainbowfish) is the source of this 2638-nucleotide messenger RNA. It is a transcript of the gene tacr2, whose product is annotated as tachykinin receptor 2. Gene Ontology annotation, biological process: positive regulation of flagellated sperm motility; G protein-coupled receptor signaling pathway. The record is from RefSeq and is a predicted model, not a curated record. Bases 211 to 1470 code for a protein of 419 amino acids. Gene Ontology annotation, molecular function: substance K receptor activity. NCBI's taxonomy places the organism in Eukaryota, Metazoa, Chordata, Actinopteri, Atheriniformes, Melanotaeniidae. Gene Ontology annotation, cellular component: sperm midpiece; plasma membrane. The transcript has 8 exons.